UCAGGACUUUGUGUACCUUCAGUGUGCUUUGUGACUGACUGUGGGCUUGUGUGCGGGUAUGUGCACCGGUGGGGGGUGGGGGGUGGGGGGUGAUGGAUAGAGAGCGAGAGAGAGCGCAAAAGGAGAAAAAAAAAGAGGAAGAGGGACUUUCAGUUCUCAGUGUGACUUUAGCCGACGAGGGAAGUUAACUCGCUCCCCCCCACCCACCCUUUCCCCGUGGACUCCGGACUUUGGAAGCUACUUCCUCACCGAGUUUGCUCUCCUUUGUAGCACUUUUUUUUCGCCCAGAAAUUUGAAUUUUGUUUUAAAAGGCUACCCGGUGUGGUGCUGUCACGAUACCCUCGUGGGGCGGUGGAAACCGUCAGAGGGACCAGACAGGCAGGAGGGCUCUGCUGACAGUACUUUUGCUCAGAGGGAGCUGGCUGCCUGGGCGUUGUUUGCUGACACGCGAGCUCUGGCUCACAGGACCAUAAUAGCCUUCACGACCGCAGGAGGCAAACAACAGGGGUCAAGCCCGCCUUUGCUCCCACCAAAAUGCCCAAAAUUCACCCAGCUAAAGUAAACAUCGCAUUUGCAACUGAAUUAGGUCGUCACAAAACGCAGACCAGCGCGUACAGGAAUGAUGGCCCCCUGGUGGACACAAGCCUACUACUGGCCUGCACAACCGACUCAUGACGGCAGUAAAUGAUUUAUCUGUGCGUGGAGGGUGUGAGGCGCCUGAGCAUCACUGAUACGAGGGGAAACGGCAGAGAAGUCUGGAUUCAGUUCAGUUCAAACACUUCUGAGCAGGAGUCGUCAUGACCUGCACCUCAAAGUGCAGGUCUACUCCCUUAAGCAGAAAAACUGCACUUCUUAUGCAGCUUCAAGCCUGAAGUGGUCCAACAGCAGACUCACCCAUCCCAUCAUGCUCAUCUGCUUCCGACAGAUCACCAUAGAAACCUGCACAAGAGGGGGAGAAUAAGAGUUUAAUGCCUCAGAUGGAAUCAGACUGUGUUAGAGAUUUCAGUGAAGUUACGCAGUGAAGGCAUGCGUCGUCUAUCCUCUGCCACACGUGUUGGCGCACAGACACACUGGCGCAUUGUGCAGCACGUUCGAACUGAUGCACUGCCCAGUAAUAUGAUUUCAAUAGGGAAGGGGGUUGCAGACCUUUGUUACAGCCUCGGCUCAAUAAAUCACAUCUGACACCAACAUGAAAAGCUGCCCUUCACCUUUCGUGGGGACCAAAAGGGUGAGGACACAUGACCUUCACCCAGGCCCCUGAAGGCCUGUUAGAAAACCACCUAGUGCCGACUCCAUUACCAUAGCAACGGGCAUCCACGCCUCUGUCUUUACUGCACUGUCCAUGUGGCUUGGCCAUACAAUGGCUGACAUUACAGCUCUCUAUCUGCCCCAGCUCCAGGGCAAAUGGCCCAAAGUCAACCCGGCGAGAUCAAACAGAUGAAUUUUACAACCCUAAUCUCCCCUAUCUGUGCCAAUUGUCGCAGGGAGCUGAUAACAGAGGCAGCCCAGACCCCCCCACCGAGGUAGAGAUGGCAAUUUCAUUGGAACAGACACUCUUUGGGAUUCUGUAAGAUAGGACGCUACAAACACAUUUUCAAUAUGGUGCAAUAAUCAAUAUAUUAUGUCUAUAUUUAAUCAAGGGGGUUUUGUGAAAUAAAUUCAUAGUGAAGAAUCUCUGGAAUUAACCUUCCACUGAUAUUAUAUGAUGGUCACUGUAUUUUAAGAAAACAACAAAUGAAGUAUGAAGCAAUUCCUGGAUGAACAGGCCAUACAAACAAACAGUACAAACAAAACAUGCCCUUCAGAUACACACUAAUCCAGUAUACUGUAACAGGCAUCAUGUUGGAAGCAGUGUGACCAGAAAGUUCCAGAAACCUCCUUACUAGCAAUGAAUCCCCCCCCAAAAAACAGAAUUGAGGCUUGCCAAGUCAGCAUUGCAACACACAAGAGGGUCAUUCGCUUUGCAGUGGUCCCAGUGAUCCCCUGUUUCUCAGGGUUGAUGCCCCUGCCUCGUCAGUGAUGUGCUGGAGAGGUUGUCACAGGGACCUGGAGGAGCCCUUAAAAGGCACUUAAUGUGAUUAACCUCUACCCCGGUCAUCCUCACACGUACAUCAUAAGCAAUACUCGUUGCCUGGUAACCACAAAAAACUGAUGGCCACCCAACAGAUCCUUAUUCCAGCUGCCAUGGCCUCCUCGAUGAUGUCUCAUGUCUGAAACAGAGCGAAGGUGUUUGAGAGAAAGAGCCAAGUGCCAGUGCACAGUCCCAAAUUACAGUCCAUGCCUGUAGGGAUAAUAGGAGGAUUCCUUAGACGGGGAAAGAAAUAAGUGUCUUUUAUUUGAAAAUGACCUCUAAGCCUUCAAAUUCCAGUUUAUUAGUGCCUAGGGCCAAUCAGUUCUACUGAGACCAGCUGGCAUUUUACAAUCCUGCAAAAAAAAAAAAAAAAAAAUUAUAUAUAUAAAUAAUCUUAAGCACUUAAGUUGGAUAAAAGCAACUGUGCAUUCCAUAAAUCAGGUCAUUCUUGGGUUUUAUUAUCUUAAUUUUGAAUUUUUAUAUUCUUUUCUUCUAAUAAGAAACUGUUAUUACCUAGUUAAAAUGCACAGACUUGAUCUGGCUGAGAAACCAGUUAAUUAAUUGAUCAAUUAUUUAAAUAAUUGGGGAAAUACAGCAGAACACAAAAGAAACAUUGUUUUAUUUGCUUCCAUGUGUUCAUUUCCCCCAAUAACAAACCUUGCGUCCUUGUACUAGGUUAUACAGUGAAGUCAUAUAUAAUUUACGUAAAUUAAUUUGUUCACAACUUGGGAUCUGGAUGAUAAGGUGGCCCCCUUUGUUUUUAAAUCAAGCUUUAGGUCACACAUUCCUGCCCGUUUCCAGCGUGUUAGGUGUUACAGCACGGGCGCUUUCGCCAAGUUCAAAAGUUCACCGUUUACGAGCGCUUCAGGACCAAUGACCCAUGUCCAAAUAAAAACUUUCCUGUUGUUGACUCCUCUCCAGCCAAACGCAUCUGUCCCUCCUUACUCGACGGAAAAGCCCUUACACUUCUUUCAAAGAAUACUAUUUCCGUACCAGUGACUUAAGGAUUUAAACAAGGAAAAAUAAAGAAAUUUAUCCAUCAUUCUUCCUCCAACCUCAUCUCAAAAUAACUUGCAAGCUUGCUGCUGGAAAUUGCUGGAAUCUAUAAAAGCAGCAACAAACCGAGAUUACAGAUUACAGAUUUUAACAAUUACAGAUUUUAAAAUGUAUUUAUACAAAUAAAAGCGAUGUUAUAACACUGACACAUACAUAACCACAGAUAAAUACACAGCCAGAAACAAAACACAUGCAUAGCGAAAUGUACACAAAAAGACAUUAUCCUACCAUUUGAUGUCGUCCCAUAAUUUUUGUCAGAGAGGUGAAUCCCGGUUGUUUUGUCGACCAUGUCUAUUGUUUUACUUCAUGAAAAGUCGCACUCUUGCCAAACAGCUACUGAUGCAUUUGUUUUUAAAAGCUACACUAGAGCGUUAACUUGCGAAAUGUCAGUGUCCGCUUCCAUGCGCACAGUAACCCACAAGCGCGAAGAUGCCCGGGGAACGACCACGGCAUCUUGCCCCCCCGAGCAUUCCUCAGCCAAUCACGAACGCCCGAGGGUGACGUAGACCCCGGUGUACUCUGGGUCGUGUAGGAACCAGCACGAAUUGCCACCUGUUGUGUAGUCCAACAUCGAAAUGACAAGGGAACAGGUUGACGCGUAAAAAUGUCGGAGGCUAUUGUAAAAUGUUUAUCGUUAUUACACAUUUUUGAGAUCCGUGAUUACAGAUGACGGUUUUUCACAGAUUACAGAUGCAACAAACACACAGACUCUUUCACAUUUUAGAAUAUUACAAACCAGCUAAACUAAGGACAUUAACAUAUAUUAAAAUGACCGAUCCCUGGCAUAGCUUCUACCUUCUCCUUCAUUAAUGAACAAGUAUUUCUUUGCUAUCAAACAGACUCUUUAGAAACCCACCUCCAGAGAACAUCUCACCCUCCACCUCAGCCCAGAGGCUUGGAAUGUGAUCCUUCACAUCACGCCAGGCCUCGACCAGGUUCUGUAGCUGCUGCCCCAUUCUGCCGUCUUACCUGUUCUGUGGGGUCUGCACUGUUUUAUGCAUGUCCAGAAUCAUAUGCAUGAGACUUGUCAGGAUUGGGUGAUUGUUUUAGAAUCAGCUCUACUUUGUAAAUAUGGUCCCUCUGAUUAUAAUAAAAAAUGAUGUUUUACUAUAGAUGUUCUAUAACCUAUCAUCGUUUAUAAUUGCAGUCUUAUACCAUCCGUAACUUUUCAAAAAACAUGCCAGAGUAAAUGGCUGACCCCACACUGGUCUUGCAUAGCAGCGGCGCAUUGCUGCACUGUGAGUUAAUGAAGGACCAAGCCUCGCCAGCAGGUGGCGCAAAACUUAACAGCAGCAUUUCCGAGUAGCUCGCAUAGUCUUGGCGCUCUCAAACUGGUUUUCAAUUCCGUUCAGAUUUCAAAUGUCAAAUAAUCAUUAAAUCAUAUCUGACCUUUAAAAACAUUUACAUUUACAUUUAUGGCAUUUUGCAUACGCUCUUACUCAGAGCGAGUUACCAAAAAUGAUUUUAUCAUCUACUUAUAGAAUACAUCCUAGCCAGUGCAACAGGUUAGAGUCCAAGAUACCAUUGAACUAGAAUACUGCUAGAUAAAGGAAUCAAUACUGACACCCAGAAAGAAUUACAAAAUCAGCGCAAGUAAAAUUAUAGUUGUGUUAAGGAAUAAUCACCUAAAUUAGCUGCAAAAAUGCAGGCUCCAUGCCUUCUAUAAGCCUACAACGACGUUUUCAUAUCGAUCACACUUUACUACCGUUUGGGUAAUGCAUGUGAGUCAUUUCAUUGUUAUAUCACUUCAGGGUGCAAUCUUAUAAAUUACUUUGCACAUCUGUUUAAUGUACAAAGUUAUCAAAUGAACUGAAUUAAUUAAGUAUUCAAUUACACGUUUUAGGUAUUAUGCAUUUUCUGUAUUUACCUUGCUUUGUGCACAUUGUAUUGUGCAUUUUCCGGUCUUUUCUGUAGAUUCUUAUUUUAGGUUAUUUUAUGAAAUGUUUUUACUUUUUCGGGUAAUUCUGGAACCGUUACUAACUGAACUAUCAACGAUAAUAGUAAACAAGUCAAUAAAUAAAAUAUUUAGAAAAGUGUGAUUAGCUUGUCCUUCAGUAUCCAGCACAAACGUCAUUUAGUGGUUGGGUUUGCCAUAUAUUUGCUUGUGUUAUUAACUUUACCUUUGCUCCAUUCUCAAAGAGAAAAUGACCUUAGUGCCUGUGUAACUUACUCACAUUAUAUAUAUCUAUGGAGUUACAUAUAUUUACUAAAUGUCACCAUGAUAAGAAAACGUAUAAAUAUUAACCAGUUUGGACCGGUCUAGUAAAAAAAAUGUUUAAAAAACAACAACAAAUACUUGUAUUAGAUAAACAAUCUAGAUGUUUUGGCAACAUUUUCAUGUCUUUUAAACCUGUACUGUCUUCAGCCCCGUCUGUGAUAGAAUCAGAUAAAGUGGUUACUGUCAUGAGACGCAACCUCAGUGUGGAUAUUCCGAAUCUCCACCCACUCUGUAACUUCCUUUAAAUUGCACAUAAGAGAUUUAAAUUUGCACUGCAUGUUAUGGGUGUAAACUAUGGUAUAUGGGUUGUACUGCUGGACACAAAAUCAGACUAAAUCAGUUCCCAUCGUAGCCAAGGCUUCUGAACCGUCAGAAUGCUGUGCGUUAGCGCGAUACUGUUCGCCUCCAUUUUCAGAGAGUGCAGCGCUCGUCCUGACAAGCUGGUGAACAACAGGCCGAUAAUUGGCAUUUUGACGCAAGAGGUUCAGGACCCUGAUAUGAAACCAUAUGGAAGAACAUACAUCCCCUCGUCGUAUGUAAAGUAUAUUGAAUCCGGCGGUGGUCGAGUAAUUCCAAUUAGACUUAACCAGACCAGAGAAGACCAUGAAAAAACGUUCAAGUCCGUCAAUGGACUUCUCCUCAUUGGGGGAACGGUAGACCUGCAGACUUCUGACUUUGCCCACGCUGCUAAGAUUUACUUCCGUCUUGCCCUUAAGGCCAAUGAUGUGGGUGACUACUUCCCCAUAUGGGGAACGUGUCUGGGCUUCCAGCUCCUCACUGUACUGGUGGCCGAAGAGAAUCUGUUGAGCAAAACCCCUGCGGAGAACAUCUCCCUCCCUCUAAACUUCACCUCAGAGGCCGCGUCCAGCCGCAUGUUUGAGGCCUUCCCACCUGAGCUGCUCACAGCCCUCUCACAGGAGGCACUGGCGGCAAAUUUCCACCAUUUUGGAGUGACAGACCAGAUGUUCAUGAGGAACGAGAAGCUAAGAAGUUUCUUUUCCGUGUUGUCGUUAAACAAAGCAGAGAAUGGAGUCGUCUUUGUCUCAACCAUGGAAGGCAGGAAGUACCCCUUCUAUGGGGUUCAAUGGCAUCCAGAAGUUAACCGUUUUCAGUGGAAUCCUCUCUACAGUUUUCCUCAUUCCCGAAAUGCCGAGCGCAUGUCAUCACUGCUGGCAGAAUUUUUUGUGAAUGAAGGAAGGAGAAGUUCCCACCACUUCAUUCAGGCAGAAGAGGAGAGCAAAGAACUCAUAUACAACUAUAACCCUCUUUAUGUAGCAAACUUCACUUCAUAUGAGCAGAUAUAUUUCUUCUAACUCACAAACGCUGAUCUGUAGCAAAUCAAUUUUCUCAGGGCAUUUCAGUGUGUGUGUGUGUGUGUGUGUGUGUGUGUACAGUGGAAGCAUCAAUGCUGAAACACCUACAGUAUUGAAUUAACUCUUACAGUAUUCAUAUUUGUUCAGUUCCACUUAUAUUAAA
This is a messenger RNA of Electrophorus electricus (electric eel), 6821 nucleotides long. The record is from RefSeq and is a predicted model, not a curated record. Lineage: Eukaryota; Metazoa; Chordata; Actinopteri; Gymnotiformes; Gymnotidae.